Pyrenophora tritici-repentis Pt-1C-BFP is the source of this 677-nucleotide messenger RNA. RefSeq lists its product as uncharacterized. Gene Ontology annotation, cellular component: mitochondrion. Lineage: Eukaryota; Fungi; Ascomycota; Dothideomycetes; Pleosporales; Pleosporaceae. The record is from RefSeq and is a predicted model, not a curated record.
AUGAAUGUGGCUGUCCAGGAUCCCCGCCAGAUGCUUAGGCCAGGCGUCAAGCUAAUCCGUCGCAAGACCCACUUCUCCGCCAAGCCAUACUGGGGUGCCGCAACUGAGCUCAUCACGAACGACACACGAUACCGCAAUUCCACAAAUCCCCGCAUCCAAGCCGCCACCAUGCUCUCCAGGCGCAUUGUAGCGGCACGCCCGCUGGCUCGCACCAUUGUCCCAGCCCGCCCACGCCCGCAAUUCACCCAGAUCCGCACAGCCCUCACAGCCGCUGAGAAGCAGGAGCUCGCAGACCCGAACCAGAAUGGCGGCUACAUCAACCCUCCCCCAGAGAAGCGCGGAAACCGCGACCCGUACGGCGAUUGGUGGGACAAGCAGGAGCGUCGAAACUACGGCGAGCCCUGCCACGAAGAUAACGAUAUCCUCGGAGUCCUCUCGCUGCAUGACUACAACCACUUCACCCCUGGAUGGGGUGCCGUUCUGUUGGGCAUCUCCGUUGCGACUGUCUUUGGACUCUGCGCAGCAGUAAGCACCGUUUACCCCGACAAGAUCAGUGUGCCAAAGACCUACCCAGGUGGCCUUGAUGUUGAGCUGGGAGGCAAGGGCGCUGUACCAGCUAGGAAGUCAGGUGAGACUUGGUAGAUGUAUAUAAAUGAAGUAAGACGUACAUACUACCG